This is a messenger RNA of Nomascus leucogenys (northern white-cheeked gibbon), 990 nucleotides long. It is a transcript of the gene ZC2HC1B, whose product is annotated as zinc finger C2HC-type containing 1B. The record is from RefSeq and is a predicted model, not a curated record. NCBI's taxonomy places the organism in Eukaryota, Metazoa, Chordata, Mammalia, Primates, Hylobatidae.
UUGCAACAGAUUCGUGGCCCUGGUUUAUGUUCUUGACCUAGUAUGUUGUUAUCUGGACUGGGCUAUAAAAAUCUGUGAACACUGUUGCUCUGAGUUAGGAACAGAAUGGCUGGGGCAGAACCAUUUUUGGCAGAUGGCAAUCAGGAAUUGUUUCCCUGUGAAGUCUGUGGAAGACGUUUUGCAGCAGAUGUUCUGGAAAGGCAUGGACCAAUAUGUGAAAAACUCUUCAACAGAAAACGUAAACCUUUCAAUUCUUUGAAGCAAAGAUUACAGGGCACUGACAUUCCUACUGUGAAGAAGACUCUGCAAUCCAAGUCUCCACCUGCGAGGAAGUCUAACUGGAGACAACAACAUGAAGACUUUAUUAACACAAUCCGAUCAGCAAAGCAGUGUAGGCUAGCCAUUAAAGAAGGCCGUCCCCUCCCACCUCCACCCCCUCCAUCCUUGAACCCAGAUUAUAUUCAAUGCCCAUAUUGUAUGAGAAGUUUUAACGAAAGCGCAGCUGAGCGACAUAUUAAUUUCUGCAAGGAUCAGUCUUCUCGCCGAGUCUUUAAUCCAGCUCAGAGAGCAGCCAAAUUGGCAUCCAGAGCUCAGGAUAAGGCUCAGAUUGGUCCAAAAAAAGAACCAACUGUUACCAGUGCUGUGGGAGCUUUGCUGCAGAACAGGGCCCUGGUGGCCACGAAUGAAGUCCCAACCAAGUCAGGAUUAGCUAUGGACCCUGCCUCUGGAGCAAAACUCAGACAAGGAUUUAGUAAAUCUUCUAAAAAAGAUUAACUCCUAGAAGCCAGACUGGCUCCCUGAAACCCAUCAGCCUGGGUGGUCGCGUACUUGAGAAUGCCACCUAAGUGGAAGGAAUGGUAGAUGUGAUGUCAGUUUAUACACCCUUGAUUCUUCUUGAAGCAUCACUUAGAACAAGUAAAACUAGCUUCAAAUUUUUAUUUACUCCCUUUGAAGUUUUCAAAACAAAAGCAUUAAACACAUCAACCUGUA